Pieris napi is the source of this 576-nucleotide messenger RNA. RefSeq lists its product as uncharacterized. The transcript has 3 exons. The record is from RefSeq and is a predicted model, not a curated record. The coding region runs from base 10 to 465 and encodes 151 amino acids. Lineage: Eukaryota; Metazoa; Arthropoda; Insecta; Lepidoptera; Pieridae.
ACAGGCAAAAUGAAAUUCCUUGCUGUAUUCGCUGCCCUUCUCGCCGUCGGCGCCGCUUCCCCGGUUGCCUGGACUCUCCAAGAAAUCGAUUCUGCACUCCAGAACCCUAGCACUGACCCAGCAAUUAUUCCCUACCUGGAAGCCGCACUUGACAAGAUCAUGAACGCCCUAUACGAAGGAUUAACAGUUGAAUCCAUUGUCAUCCCCAUCCCCGGUGUUGUCGAGAAACCACAGAUCAACCCUUCACCUGCUGCUGUCCCCGAACUAGGACCUAUCUCCGCUCCACUGGUACAAGUCAUCGUAAACGUCAACAAUGAACAAAAGGUUGUUCCCGAAACCCCAGCCAUCAUUGACGAGGUGGAGAACCAACCAAUUGACAACAACCCAGCUCUGAUCCCAGAAGGUCCCAGUGGCCCAACUGACAUCAAUCCUAUAGACGUAAUUGCUGUGAACCCUGGACACUAAAGAGCACAUGCGCCUUUAACAUAUAUAUAACUUAAUGAUAUUGUAAAAAUUACUUCGUAUUGACGACAUAUUUCAAAUCAAGUGUUAAUAAAUUAAAAAUUACUUUUGAAA